Messenger RNA from Gopherus flavomarginatus (Mexican gopher tortoise), 5451 nucleotides. It is a transcript of the gene MACROD2, whose product is annotated as mono-ADP ribosylhydrolase 2. Gene Ontology annotation, molecular function: ADP-ribosylglutamate-[protein] hydrolase activity. Gene Ontology annotation, cellular component: nucleoplasm. Gene Ontology annotation, biological process: DNA damage response; peptidyl-glutamate ADP-deribosylation; purine nucleoside metabolic process. The transcript is spliced from 19 exons. The record is from RefSeq and is a predicted model, not a curated record. NCBI's taxonomy places the organism in Eukaryota, Metazoa, Chordata, Testudines, Testudinidae. The coding region runs from base 167 to 1534 and encodes 455 amino acids.
CGGGCGCUGCGGGGGUGUCGGGUUAGAGCGAGGCGUGACCCAGUUGACAGGCGCUGCGAGCCGCAGGGCAGGGGGACGCAGGGGACGGCCGCCGGGUCAGCGAUUCCCCCGAUCUCCGGUGAGCCUGGGGAACGUGCAGCUCAAAGCCGCCGCCAGCCACAGCACCAUGUACCCCGGCAACAAGCGGAAAAAGCUCUGGAAGGAGGAGAAAGAGCGUCUGUUGAAGAUGACCUUGGAGGACAGACGCAAAGAAUACUUGAGGGAGCAUGUUCCAUUAAGAGACAUUCCAACAUGGAUGGAAGAAAUGAAAAGCAAGAACCAAAGUGACGAUGAAAACACUAAGGAAGCUUUGCAGGUGAAGAAAAGUCUGAGUGAGAAGGUUUCUCUCUACAGAGGUGACAUUACAUUGCUUGAGAUUGAUGCUAUAGUUAAUGCAGCUAAUUCCAGUCUUCUUGGAGGUGGAGGGGUGGAUGGUUGUAUACACAGAGCUGCUGGGCCCUGCCUAGUUGCUGAAUGUCGCAACUUGUGUGGCUGUGAGACUGGACAAGCUAAAAUUACAUGUGGAUAUGACCUGCCUGCCAAAUAUGUCAUUCAUACUGUGGGCCCAAUAGCAAGAGGCCAUAUCAGUGAUACUCAUAAAGAAGACCUGGCAAGUUGUUAUAAAUCAUCUCUGAAACUGGCAAAAGAAAACAAUAUCAGAUCAAUUGCAUUCCCCUGUAUUUCAACUGGAAUUUAUGGUUUUCCAAAUGAGCCUGCUGCCGUUAUUGCCCUUACCACUAUUAAGGAAUGGUUGAACAAGAAUCACAAUGAGAUGGAUCGUGUCAUCUUCUGUGUCUUUUUGGAGGUCGACUACAAAAUUUUCAAGAAGAAAAUGAGCGAAUAUUUCCCCACAGAUGAUAAUGAAGAGGAGACUGAGAUAAAUGAGGAUACAGAGGAAUUGGAACAAAAAGCCCAGUCACCAUCUCCCAUGAAGUGCAAAGCAAAGAAAUCUGAGAACCUGAAGGAUGAUAAUGAGGAUGAUAAUAGCAGAGAAGAGAAGCAAAGUAAUGAAGAAACUGAGGGCCAGAGCCGAGAAGCAGAUGAGGCAAAACAUACAGCUGUACCCAGCCCACCAUCAGAAGAAGGAAUAGAGCUGUGCGAGGAUAAAGAUUCCUCAAAGGAUUCCAAAGCCACACAAGAGAAUGACCCAGCACAUCAUGCAAUGUGUGAAGAAGAUCAAGAUGAAGGACCACAGGAUGUUUCCACAACUGAUGAAAUGAAAACUCAGACAGAUUCCCAGAGCUCCUGCAUGGAGACAGAAGAGCCCCUGGCAAAUAAAGAGGAUGCAAUCAAAGUUGAGAAACCAAUGACUCCUAUAGUAGAUGAAAAUAAAGAAGAGGAGACAGGAGCAGCACAAGGGAAAGGGAAGCUAUCUGCAGAGGCAAUGGCAGUUGAAAAUCCGUGUGACACAGAAAACAUUUCAAGUAAUGAUGCUGAAAUGAAUAGUCAGGUUGAAAGUAUAAAUGAACAUUCAGAAAUGCAGCCAGAAGAUUAACAAAUAGACAGAGGAAGAAGAUGAGAGAAGAGAACAAUGGGGUGAAACGUGAACGGCAGUCAUUAGCAUUGUAUGGCAUCAUUCUAACGGCAGAAAGCGCAUCAGAAUGCCCCAUGGGAUGGGAGGGGCAGGGAAAUAAGGGAAAAUGAAUCUUUGUUUUAAUUCCUCUUAAUUCUCAAUUGCAUUUUGUUCUGUAAACCUGGUUUUUCUGAAAAAACUUCCCUACUUUGGUCAUGAUGUCCCACUUCAAAUAAUCUUUUGCACUGUCCUGGCAAUUACAACAACUUCUAGGUCCUGUGUAAUAUUGGAGAUGCUUACUCCCCCCCCCUCUAUCAAGAGCCUCUGAAUCUCAUUUCCAAGUGAGGGCACAUCAUUCAAGCAACUGGUGGGAAUGGGAUUUCUUUGCAUUCUCUGGGAUAAAUUUGGGGAUUUGGUUUGAGGACGUGGACUGCCACAAAGCAUCAUAAACCACAGAACACUGUGUAUCUUAGGAAUUUUAAGAACAGCUGUUCCAAACUAUCACUAGAUUGAUAGUGAAGUUAUUGCACAGUGCCCACCUCCAGCAACAUCAGUUAGGAAUUCCUGACUGCAAGCGCCAGUGCAAAAUAGUUAGAGCUUUUAGAACAAAGACCCCUGCCACUAUGGAGAUAGUCAAAGAGCAAGGAGGAGUGUUUCCUAGCGCACAGUAGACUCCAACCUAUGCUUCACACUAUAAGCUUGGAAAUCUGGAUGCUUCAGGGUGUCGUAUUGCUGUAUUGCUCACUGGGAGAAUGGAGACAUCUAUUGCUCAUUGCUGAUCUCUUUAAAUCUUGAGGAUGAUUAGCAUACUUUGCAUUGUAUCUGGUCAUAGCACAGUGUGUGAUGCAAAGUAAUGCCACGUGACCUAAUGCAGUUAGUGCAUCAGUUCUCUUCUCUGCUAGUGAAUUUGCACUUUUAAAAGUAAAUAAUUAUUUUAAGUGGGUACUUAAAGUACCUGUGGGCAACUAAUAUUUUGGACAGCCAGUGAGUAAUGGAGAAUAACAGGCAUCCAGCACGUCUUUAAAUAUAGUUUAUGGCUUUAACAAAUUCACUGUACCUUGUGUCAGCCCUCAUUAUAUUUUCUACUGCAUAUGCAUGAUUUUUAAAAAUGCAAUUAACAGUUAUUUGGUUAAGAAUGUUUUGCCAUAUGUCAUUUGUUCUGCCAGCAAGUGCUACAUUCAGAAAAGAGGGCUAUGUACAUUUUUUCAACAGUACUGUAAAGGAAAUUGAUACACAAGACUGAAGGAAUGCACAGCAUGUGUCCAGGGUUUGAUGUUCUGCAAAAUAUAACAAUGUUAAAAACAAUUAGAGUUUUUUUCUUUUCUUUCUUCCCAAGAUUCUGGUUUUGCUUGAAUGUGUACACUCUUUCCCCCAGUCCUGAAAGGAUUACUGAUUGGCUUGCAAAAAAAUAAAAUAAAAUAAAGUGAAAGGAGACUGAAAUGUAUUGGCCCUAUUCUGAUCAAUGCAUUUGUGCCAAAUUCGCACUGAUAUAACUGUGAGCCCUAUAUGUAUAUAAAGUUUGACAGCUGCUGGCAUUUGCAAGUUGAUUAGAAAUAAUGACGAGACAAACCAGGAUCUAAAACAAGACCCCCCAGAUUUGUCUGUGGAAGUGUGGCCACUAGCAGUGCCGGACGUCUUCCAAUAAACUGCUUUUAUGUACCUCUAUCAUUGGAGCCGCUUGAUGAGCCCAGGGGGGAGGAGGGCAUUGUGUGCAGUCACUUCUUGUGGCAUUGUUAGGGAACACGGUGCGGGGGCUUCCAAGGCUUUUGGAUUUCUGUUUGGAGGCUAGUAGAUAUUUCACUUUGAGCAUGAUCAGUUUUUAAAGAAACUAGGUUUCAGAUGUAAUUAAUCCUGUUAGUUCCUGUUAAAACAGUGCCAGGAUUGUACUAUACUUGCUAUGCUGGGUCAGAAUGCAUUUUGGACAUCUCUUCCUCUAUCCUUACACGCUUCUGUGUCUCUUCCUUUUCUGUUCCUGUUAGCUUGACCAAAGGUAUCUUCGGGGCCCCACAUGGACCCCAGCCCUAAAUGUUAUUUUCCUUCUGUCCCUGUAUUUGUGUUUGGCUGAUUCCAAUUGCAGCAGUCAAAGGACUGGCAGAUUGUGUAUGAUGCACGUACACUAUGUUUCAUUAUCAAAUGAUUUCUCUUUAAAUUGCCUGUCAUAAUAGAACUGAUAGAUAAUGUUAAUAAUGUUAAUCCUCCAUUUGUGUGUUCUCUUUAAAAAGGCAAAGAUUGAAGGGCUCUCGUUGUUUGUCGAGCUAGGGAAACUCCUCCAUAUAGCAUUUGGAAAGUCAAUUGGUGUGAGCUUUUUAAAGCCUGGUGGGAAACUGUCUGGGCCAAACCUUCAGCUAAUUUAAAUGGUCACAGCUCCAUUGAGUGUGGCUGAGGUAGGACAAUAUCCACAAGUCAUGGAUCUGGUCCUAAGUAUUUAAUUCUGAAGCUGUACGUGUCUGACUGUCACAGUCUUCCAUGUACAACACUAGAGAACGGCAGGCUGCAGCUAGCUAGUAUCCUGUGCCCCUCAAACAUUAGUGAGACUCAGGCUCAGCAAGGAGCAGAGAAGGAAGAUCAAUGCGAGAGACUGAUGAAAGAGGUGUGUUCAAAAAUAUACAGAGAGACAAGCCAGUCCUUAAACUCCUUGGCAAUACUGACUGAUAUUACAAAUAAUUAACUCCAAACAGAUUUCAGGUUAGAGGCUCUCCUUAUAACCCGUGACGGUAAUUUCAUUGCUACCGUCAUUUAACCCUGGUUCUCUUUAACAGCAGUGAUUCUUUGAAGCUGUGGAACUUUUGCCUGAGGACUCUGCAGCAAGUGUGACGCACAGGCAGGAAGUGUAGAGUAAGGAAAUGUACGAGUUGGUUAAAUCUUAGCAGUCCCAUUUUCAGUCAUGAGUGUGUAGCUUGGUUUCCUUGCUUCUUUUGUUCACGUGGCUUUGGGGUUGCAUUUGUUUAGGAUUUUUUAAAAAAAAAAAUUAAUAAAAUGAUGUGUUAGGCAAUAUGAUUCUGAGCUCUUUGGUUAUUGCUGGACUGGUGCACCCUGAAUGCAGCCACUAUUGAUUUUGCUGGAGCUACAGAAGUAGAGAGUAGGAUCUGUAGAAUAAAUAUCAGAAAUGAAUUAAUGCCACUAUAACAGGGGUUUUGGUUAACAACUAAAAUUUUAUCACACUAUGUUCUGUGUAGAAAAUAGAACCCCUAAAUAAGUGGGUUUUGCAUCCAAAUAUUAGCAUAUGCUUUCAAUGUUCCAGUUGAAAAAAGUGCUUGUUCUACAAUUAGGAGCAGCAAUCUAUUUUUCCUCCAGCUAGUGAUUGCUCUGAUGGUGGACACGUUUCCUUUCAUACAGGCUUACAAAGGAGAUGUCUGAGACACUAUCUUAAUAUUGGGUCACAUAUUAUUCACUACAGCUAACUGUAAAUCUUUCUAUGACGCACUGAAAAGCCUCUUUGUGAAUUAACGCUGUUCUGCUUUAUGCAUUUGAUUAAAAAAGAUAUUUCUCUAUAUGCCGUGCAUGUCUGCUUUGCUUUUAAAAUUACAAAGUCAGCAGAAUAUGUUGGAUAUAUUUUCUUGGGGAAUAGGGGUUUUUAUCAUAUGAUUCAUCAAGGAUUUGCCUUACCCUGACAUUUGUGAUAUAAAGGAAAGUCAGAAAAAUGUAAUUUUCUUGAUCAAAAAUAUGUUUUUACUUAAAUGCAAAUAAAUGUAGUCUGUUGCUUGCAAAAUAUAUGGUAUAGUGGCUAAAUAGGUUAAAUCGUCUCUUUUGUUAAUAUGAGAUUUACAUGCUGAAUUUGCUUAUGAAUCUGUUAUUUUUUCUUUUGUCUGUGCCAUACAUUUGAAAACUUAAACUAAUGAUGCCUUCAUACUACAAUGUUUGUUAAAGCAAAAUGUUAAUAAAACUUGUUCUGAGGACAA